AGCAGAACAAAGGAAGCGGGAAACGGAAAAAACCACGCGCGGUUCCGAACGAAGAUGGCAACCGUCCCCCCGCUCGAUCCGACUACUCGAAUUCGGACGCGAAACUUAAUUAGUCGACAAAGGUCGCGCGGCGCUCCGCGAAGGCGCGGCGGCAACCCCAUCUACGCAGGCCGCCCGCCGCACUCCGAUUUCAAGCAGGAAUCACGGACCAACCCGAUCCUCCCGCCCAUAGAUACUCUCCCUCCACGCAUCGCCUCAUCUGACCACCUCGCUGCAAACCAAGAUCCGCAUCUGCCGAUUAGGGUUUACUACGAUUGGUAUUUGGUGAGCAGCUUCGAAAGGGGAUGGGUACGGUCGGCGCUUGGAGGCGAGCACAGGAUGGUUCCGUCACUACCGGUGAAGCCGUCGAGGACCUGGAUCGAUCUCCCAUCGCCGCCGGCGGCGGCGGCGGCGGCCAGCACGAGGCUCCGAACACCGCGGGCACACGGGCCGCGCCCAUUGACGUCGAAGCGCUAGGCGACGAGAGGAGGUCGAGAGCUAAGAUAAAGCGCCGUGUGGUUGUUGUGGAUCUGGAGGCGGAUGCUGAUCAGGAAGGUUGUGGUGAUGCAAGAACAACAUUUAACCGUCUCAGUGGGAACAAAAGGCGGAAGGUUCCACCUGUUAUAUCCCUUUCUCCGGACAGGGAAGAAAGAUCCAGCAAUCAGCGAAACAGCACGGUGCGAGUCAGUAGACCAAGUGCCAAUGCUGCUCCAAACGAACCGACGUUCACUUGCCCGGUGUGCCUGAACAAGAUGGAGCUGCCGUCCGCGACAAGCUGUGGCCAUGUCUUCUGUGAGAAGUGCAUCAAGGCGGCCAUCAAGGCCCAGAAGAAAUGCCCUACUUGUAGGAAGAGGCUAGGGCCGAAGAGCUACCGCCGAGUUUACCUACCUGCAACUGCUGAUCAAGUCUGAGCUUAAAGUCCUCCCUUUUUUUCAGACUAUCUUGGCGGCAAACAGCUUAGGAUGGUGCGCAAUCAAGAAGUUAGAGCCGCUGCCUUUUCCAAGUAUUGCAUGAACUUCAUAGCGUGUGACUUGUAUUCUGGAACAGGUCGGUGACUAUAGAUAGAGUGAUGCUCUGGUCGGUUGUGUGCAUUGAUCGAUGCACCACCUGGGGCGCCGCCUUAGUUUUCUUCUAAAAGAUACUGCCUGAUGAUCUUGACUUGAGAUCAUGGUUCUUGAAUUUGCAUGCCCUUCUGAAGUGUGGUGCAAUAGUAGGUUUUGCAUUUUCUA
Aegilops tauschii subsp. strangulata is the source of this 1268-nucleotide messenger RNA. RefSeq lists its product as uncharacterized. The record is from RefSeq and is a predicted model, not a curated record. Gene Ontology annotation, biological process: ubiquitin-dependent protein catabolic process. Gene Ontology annotation, molecular function: SUMO binding; SUMO-ubiquitin ligase activity; ubiquitin protein ligase activity. Gene Ontology annotation, cellular component: SUMO-targeted ubiquitin ligase complex. Lineage: Eukaryota; Viridiplantae; Streptophyta; Magnoliopsida; Poales; Poaceae.